Messenger RNA from Octopus sinensis (East Asian common octopus), 1785 nucleotides. Its product is annotated as tetratricopeptide repeat protein 31. Bases 132 to 1652 code for a protein of 506 amino acids. The transcript is spliced from 18 exons. Gene Ontology annotation, molecular function: metal ion binding; RNA binding; protein binding. NCBI's taxonomy places the organism in Eukaryota, Metazoa, Mollusca, Cephalopoda, Octopoda, Octopodidae. The record is from RefSeq and is a predicted model, not a curated record.
UUGAUCACGUGAUAUAUUCACAUGCUUUGGUGAAUAUGGCGGUUGCUGCUUGUGUUGGUGCGAGGUGACACUUGGAUGUUUACGGUGCAAAUGAAGGAAAGGAACUUCGACUCUAUUAUGUUUUGUUCUAAAUGGCUUUGACAAGGAAGGAAGCUUACAAUACACUUGAGUUGCCCAUUGGUGCUUGUGAAAAACAUUUAACAAAGAUGAAACCAGUUCAAAGUAGAAAUGAAUUAACAGAAGAUGAAGAGAAAGAAAGGCGGCGAGCUGAGAAAAGAAGAGCUAAGAAAAAAAGACAAAGAGAAAAGAAAAAAUUAGAAAAACUGGAAAAACAUCCAAAAGAGAAUGGAAACACUUCCCAAAAUAAGGCUAAAGAUUUCAGUGAUUCCAGAAAGGAGCAGAAAUCAAAGAACAGUAAUAAACUAUUAGUUUCAGAUACCACAGAUGACGAAGCAGAUUUUGACCCUAGUUCAGCAUUUUUUACCAAUAUUGUAAAUAAGAAAAAAAUGAAUCUCAAUAUUAGUGAACAAUCUCAACUCUCCAAUAAAGACCGCAGUAAGGACAGAUCAAUCUUACAAUCUCACAGUGCCAAGAGUGAAGAUGAUAUAGAAGAACUUGAUACAGUUGUUCUCAGAAGCCGCAAGUUAGCAAUUCGAGGUAAUGAAAUGGCACAAAUGGGUCAUUAUGCCGCUGCUAUAGAUCUUUUCACAGAAGCAAUACGACUUGAUCCAAGUGAUUUUCGAUUCUUCGGAAAUCGUUCUUAUUGCUAUGAAAGAAUACAGCAAUAUGACAAAGCCUUAAAAGAUGCUGAAAAGUCCAUAUCAAUAUCUUCAAACUGGCCAAAGGGAUUCUUUAGAAAGGGUCGAGCUUUGGCUGGACAAAAACAAUAUUCCAAAGCUGAAGAAGCAUUUCUACAAGUGAUACAAUUAGAUAUAAAUUGUGAAGAUGCAAGGCAGGAGUUACUGAAAGUACAAAUGCAUCAGCUUACUGAAAUGGGUUUUACAAAAUUGCAGGCUGAAGCUGCCAUCACACAGUAUGGAACAGUGCAGACAGCUUUGGAUUCUCUAUUAGCUGGAAUUGUGGCUGACAAUCUCAAUAAUGGUUUGGGUUCAGAAAAAGAAUUUUCUAUCAACAAUUUGAAUCACAUUACAAUAAACAGCUCAUGUUCAUCACCCAUGGAUACCAAAAUGGACCCAGCAAAUCCCGAAGGAUUGACAGCAUUGUGGGUAGGAAAUGUUUUACCUGAAGUGUCAGAAAAGAAAUUAAACCAGUUGUUUUCAAGGUAUGGACCUCUAAGCAGUGUACGUUGUUUACCUGACAGGUUUUGUGCUUUUAUAAAUUUUAAAACUAAAGAAUCAGCUGGUAAAGCUAUGAAUUCUUUACAGGGAGUGGAGUGUGGUGGCCAAAAACUGUUGAUAAAAUUUCCUGAUAAUCCAAUAAUUAAUGUAGGAAAUGUCACAAUACUAAAAGCUUCUACUUCUAACAAUAGCAAAAGAUUCCGUUACAAUUUACCAAAACAGUCUGGUCCAGUGAAUGGUAACGAAUGCUACUUCUGGAGAACAACAGGCUGCCAGUUUGGUGACAAGUGCCACUACCACCAUUUUCCUGAUCACAAAGGUAUCGAUUUGAAACCCUGGCACAAAGUGAAGUAGUAUGCAGCUGCAACCAUCUGACUUUCCUUAGAUAUCCAAUAAAUCAUUUAAAAAUAUGUAUACAGACAUGUACAGACACACAAACUAUACACUGCUUCAUUAAAGGAUUCUUUUUAUAAUAAUAUCCUACAGA